AUGAGCAAGAUGACUGAUCGAAAAACCGAGGGGCAUUAUACACCACCGACCUCAGAUACUAUUCAAACAAAGCCAUUUCCCAUUCGAGGUGAACGAGAAAAUUUUGUAAAUAAACCUCAUGUAAUAGCAAUGGUCGGCUUACCAGCACGUGGAAAAACAUAUAUAUCAAAAAAAUUAUGUAGAUACUUAAACUGGAUUGGUAUAAACACGAAGGUCUUCAAUUUAGGUGAAUAUCGACGACAUGCUACAACAGCAUACAAAUGUCAUGAUUUUUUUCGUCCUGAUAAUAUAAAAGCGAUGGCUAUAAGAACCCAGUGCGCUGUUGAUGCACUUAAUGAUGUUUGUCAUUGGCUGGAGAGCGGUGACGGCGAAGUUGCUGUUUUUGAUGCCACUAAUUCGACAACCGAAAGGAGACAAAUGAUUCAUGAUAUUGUUGUUGAAAAAAUGGGAUUUAAAUUGUUUUUUGUAGAGUCUAUUUGUGACGAUCCGGAAAUUGUUGAACAAAAUAUUAUGGAGGUAAAGGUAAGCAGUCCAGAUUAUGCAAAUAUGAAUAAAGAAGAAGUACUAGCGGAUUUUACGCUAAGAAUUGAACAUUAUCAGGAAAAAUACGAGGCACUAGAUGAGAGUAAAGAACCUAAUUUGUCAUUUAUGAAAAUAUACAAUACUGGAGAAAAGGUCCUGGUGUAUAAACAUGAGGGUCAUAUACAAAGUAGAAUAGUUUAUUACUUGAUGAAUAUUCACAUUGUGCCGCGCACUAUUUAUUUAACGAGGCACGGUGAGAGUAUGAUGAAUUUAGAGGGAAGAAUCGGAGGUGAUCCCGAUCUCAGUGAUCGAGGACGACAAUACAUCAAAGCACUUGCUGAAUAUAUUGAUGAACAGGAUAUACAAAAUUUACGUGUAUGGACUAGCUGGUUGAAGAGAACUAUUCAAACGGCUGCUGACGUUAAUGCUCCACAGGAAAGGUGGAAAGCUUUAAAUGAAAUUGAUGCUGGAAUAUGUGAAGAAAUGACUUAUGAAGAAAUAGCUAGUAAAUACCCAACAGAUUUUGCUGCACGGGACCAAAAUAAAUUUUCAUACCGUUAUCCAAGAGGUGAGAGUUAUGAAGAUUUAGUAGCUCGCCUUGAACCGGUGAUAAUGGAACUCGAGAGACAAGGAAAUGUUUUAGUUGUUACUCACCAAGCUGUUCUACGUUGUUUACUUGCUUAUUUUCUUGACAAGAACUCUGAAAAUAUAUCUCUUUUAGAUGAGUUACCAUACUUACAAGUACCUUUGCAUACGAUAUUAAAAUUAACACCAGUUGCAUAUGGUUGCAAAGUAGAGCGGAUUCGGUUACCGAUAGAUGCAGUGGAUACCCAUCGACCAAAACCAAAGGUAGAAGCUAAAUCUAAUGAAAUUGUUAAAAAAAAUGAUAAUUCAGUAGAUUAG
Molecule: messenger RNA, 1425 nt
Organism: Cotesia congregata
Lineage: Eukaryota; Metazoa; Arthropoda; Insecta; Hymenoptera; Braconidae
Source: the annotation of a GenBank genome assembly